GGUUUUUGUUUACAUGCUGAAUAACAACGUACAAUGACGAGUGUGGAAGAUAUUCGUUCUGAAAUCGCAUCUAUUGACGCUCGUCUGAAGCAAUGGUUUCUUUUUAGACGCGUCCAGGCCGAGCGUGCCAUGUCAAUAAAAAAGUUGCUUGAUGACAACAACUACAUUGGUUUGUCUUGCAACAACAACAAUGUAGAUUUGGUUGACCGUGUGAUGUGGUCAGACAUAGUUAAGGGCAGGCCUGAGUUGGAGGACUCGCUUUCAGUCAACGCUCGUGAGAUGAAGGCUGACAUGUAUAUGGACAUGUUCACUCAGUCGUGUGACUUGGACCACGUUUGCAGGGUGCCGGGUUCUAAGUACAUCCAAUGUUUGCAGAAUAACUUCAGUGUGGACCGUGAAAUUCGUUCACGUCUCUGUGACGGCUUAUUUUCGGCUUUUGACUCUUGCCGCAAGGGCUUAUUAUUGCAGCAAAACGCGCAUAUUCAAGAAGCCCUGAAGCGUCAGGAGAAGCAGGACAAGGACGCUGAGACAUUGUUUAACCAGCGUCUUGCACUUAUGAAGAAGCUGGAGGGCAUGGGUAUUUCUGAAAACUACUGAAGCACCUGUUGCUGUGGGUGAUGU
Molecule: messenger RNA, 621 nt
Organism: Babesia bovis T2Bo
Lineage: Eukaryota; Apicomplexa; Aconoidasida; Piroplasmida; Babesiidae
Exons: 4
Coding region: 34-597 (187 amino acids)
Source: RefSeq, a predicted model, not a curated record